GCUCGGCACACGGUAGAGGUAUAGAGGCGACCCACGAGCCAGUGGCGGCGGCGGUGACCACGACGUCACGUUGCCGGCAAACAGUCGCCCACUACCCGGGUAACUUGUUUUGUUAGCUCCAGCCUGGAGCCAGCCAGCCUUGCUAUAUUUUUCCUCGUAACCCGUCGCCGCUCACCUUGUUUCCACAACCAUCCAUCGCAACAAGCACACCCACACUCAUCACUGCAGCAGAGAGAAACUACACACUUGUAUCCCUACCCACACCUACACAUCUAAUCACAAUGGCAUUCCCAAGGCCAAAGCCGACCACGGUCGAGACCAUGGCAAUGGAACGUGCCAACCCGCCGUUCAACAUCCGCAAGCUUGCCAUCAAGAUGCACGGCUCGGAGAAGAACCUCCUCCUCAAGGAGAAGUUCAUGGCCGAGCUCGCGCGCCACCCGGCAUUCGUGCUCUCGGACGUGCACGACCUGAGCAAGGACCAGAUCCGUGAGCGCACCAUGGAGAAGUUUGCGUCCAUGGUCUACUUUGUCACGCACGAGUCGAUCGACACGUUCACCAAGCGCAUGGAGCUCGUCGGUAUCGCCGACCCCGGAUUCUGGACGCGUUUUGGUGUCCACUACGGUCUCUUCCUUGGCGCCGUGCGCGGUGGUUCGACUCCCAACCAGCUCAGCUACUGGAUCGACAAGGGUGUGCUCGGCCUCAACGGCGUGAUUGGCUGCUUUGGCAUGACCGAGCUCGCCCACGGCUCCAACGUUGCCGGCCUCGAGACCACGGCCACCUUUGACAAGAGCUCUGACGAGUUUGUCAUCCACACGCCUCACCUCGGUGCCACCAAGUGGUGGAUCGGCGGUGCCGCGUCGACUGCCACCCACUGCUCCGUCUUUGCCCGACUGAUCGUUGACGGCAAGGACCACGGUGUCAAGACGUUUGUCGUCCAGCUCCGUGACACCAAGACCUUUGGCCUCCUCCCCGGCAUCACCAUUGGCGACAUUGGCAAGAAGAUGGGCCGUGACGGUAUCGACAACGGCUACAUCCAGUUCACCUUUGUCCGCAUCCCCCGCGCCCACAUGCUCAUGAAGCACACCCAAGUCUCGCGCGAUGGCGUCGUCACUGAGCCUCCUCUUGCCCAGCUCACCUACGGUGCGCUCCUCGGUGGCCGUACCGCCAUGGUUGCCGACUCGUCCAACACGACCAAGAAGGCGCUUACCAUUGCCGUGCGUUACGCCGCGGUGCGCCGCCAGUUUGGCAAGAACGACAAGGGCGUCGAGACGCAGAUUCUCGACUACCCCAUCCACCAGCGCCGUCUCAUCCCCCUCGUCGCUCAGUCGGUCGCCAUGGGCUUCACCGCCCUCAAGCUCACCGACAUGUACGAGGACAUGACGGCCGCUCUUGACCGUCUCGAGCCUUCCGACCCCAACCUCGAGGACAUUCUCGCCAAGCUCAAGGAGACCCACGCCACCUCGGCCGGCCUCAAGGCCUUCUGCACCUGGGCCUGUCUCGACACGAUUGAGAAGUGUCGCCAGUCUUGCGGUGGCCACGGCUACUCGGCCUACUCCAACCUCCCGGCCAUGCUCAACGACUUUGCCGUUCAGUGCACCUGGGAGGGUGACAACACUAUCCUUGCCCUCCAGGCUGGUCGUGCCCUCAUCGCUUCUGCCGCCGGUGCUGCCAAGGGCGAGAAGCUUGCCGCAGGCGUUGCCUACCUUGGUGACAAGAACGUCGCCACCAGCAAGUCGGACGGCUCCCUUUCGCUGGCCGACAUUUCCAACGGCUUCCACAACGUCGCCGCCAACGUCGUCCGCAAGGCUGCCACCGAGUACGCCGCGGCUCGCAAGGCGGGCAAGUCGAAGGAGGCUGCCAACGACGCGUGCUCGCAGGCGCGCUUUGUCGCCGCCAAGGUCCACACCACGGGAUACAUCUUCCACAUGUUCCGCGCCUACGUCGAGGAGCAGGAGGCCAGCCCCGAGACCGACGUCCUUGCCCAGCUCGCGCAGCUGUACGGUCUGUGGCAGGUCGAGGAGCUCCAGGGCCACUUCCUCCGCUACGGCUACUUCAACGGCGCGCAGCUCGACAAGGCUUCGGCCAAGGUCGACGAGCUCUGCUUCCAGCUCCGCCAGGUGGCCAUUCCCCUGGUCGACUCGUUUGCCCUUUCGGACCACAUUGUCAACUCGCCCCUUGGCAAGUGGGACGGCUCGGUCUACGAGUCAUACUUCAACCAGGUGCGCGCUGCCAACCCUCCUCCCAAGGAGCACCCGUACUUCAACCGCCUCAUCAAGCCUCUGCUCGAGCGCGAGACGGGCCACAUGGAGGACCCCGGAGCCGAGAUGGACCUCGACGACGAGCUGGCCGAGCUUGCCGAGGAGCGUGCCGCCGCGCUCAAGGAGGCCAAGCCUCUGGUUCACAAGGACGUGGAGUAGGGCGGCGUUUGAUCAAUCUUGCUUGUACUGUAACGUUGUUAAUCGUGUAGACGGAUGAACUAGAGUGCGCAGUCA
Messenger RNA from Vanrija pseudolonga, 2492 nucleotides. RefSeq names its product Acyl-coenzyme A oxidase 2 (gene POX2). Gene Ontology annotation, cellular component: peroxisome. The transcript is spliced from 5 exons. The record is from RefSeq and is a predicted model, not a curated record. NCBI's taxonomy places the organism in Eukaryota, Fungi, Basidiomycota, Tremellomycetes, Trichosporonales, Trichosporonaceae. Bases 282 to 2417 code for a protein of 711 amino acids. Gene Ontology annotation, biological process: lipid homeostasis; fatty acid beta-oxidation using acyl-CoA oxidase. Gene Ontology annotation, molecular function: FAD binding; fatty acid binding; acyl-CoA oxidase activity.